AUUUGACUGAGAUGUACCACCUCCCAGAGCCAGCACAUCCCCUUCAGUGUAUGGGAGCGCUGUGUGAGAGCACCACUCUCCUCUCAGUCUGCGUUCCUCUCUCGUCAUCCACGGGCUCUCUCGGCUUCCUCCCUUGCCUCCUCUUUGAGCUGCCCCCUCCCAUCUACCUCUGUCUCUGUGAUUCUGCCCCACGGGGAGAGAUAGGAUCUGUUACACACAGCGCCGGGCUGACCAAGAGCCCAGAGCCUUUUGGAGCUGCAGAUCGUACUUCGGUGUGUGGGUGCUCGACACAGUUAGCACCUGGAAGGUGCUCAUACUGCUGGAGGUGUGACAGUCCCUGCCCAUCACGCAUUGAUUCACAGGAUUAAGCUUCUACAGGAUGCUGCAGGCAGAGGGCUUGGCACAGGUGAUUUACCUUCCCUGUCAGACAUAACCACUUUGGACGCCUCCACUUCUCUGCUAAGGUCUUCCAAAGAGACACGACUCAGAACCUUUGGCCAACCAUCACACCUAAAGGGAUGACUGGCAGUCGUCACUUGCAGGAGUAAGAGAGGAAGCAAUGGGCUGGACUAUGACUCUGAAGGAUGACUUUGGGGUCAUUGCCUGGACACGGCGAGCUGGGAACUUCCUCAUCUUCUUCCUCGCCUUGUCUUCAUUUUCUGCUCCAGUCCAUUCUGACAUCUCGCUUCCGAACAACCAUCAUUUCUCAUGGAAAGCAGGCCAGUGGAGUCAAUGCAUCGGAGAAGAGUGUGGUUCCGAUGGAGUUCAAACCAGAACACUGUGGUGCGUCCACAUGGAGGGCUGGACUACCCAUCACUCGCACUGCCAGCACAUGGACAAGCCAGAAAGCAAGAGGCAGUGCUUUAAGGUCUGCGACUGGCACCAAGAUCUAUUUGAAUGGGAGGUUUCUGAAUGGGGGGGCUGCGUGCUUGUUCCUUUUUUCUCCAAUGAGCUCAAGCUGAGGACAACAGAGUGCAUUACAGCACAGCACGGCAUUCAGAGGCGCCACAUCCACUGUGUGCGCACUUCGAAUCGAAGCUCAGUCAGCUCGAGGAUAUGUGAGUUCUUUUCCCAGAAGCCCCCCAUGGAGCAGGCGUGCCUGAUCCCAUGCCCCCAGGACUGUGUGGUUUCAGACUUCACUUCCUGGUCGAGUUGCAGCAAAACAUGUGGCGCUGGUCUGCAGCAUCGGACUAGACACAUCCUGGCCCCACCAAUGUAUGGAGGGGCGGAUUGCCCAAACCUAACUGAGACCAGAACUUGUUCGAACUCUAAUGAAUGCCCAGUUGCAGAGGGUGAGCACCAGUACAGCCUUAAAGUGGGGGCCUGGAGUAAGUGCCGACUACCCCAUCAAAAAGACACCCUGUUAAAUGGAAGGACCACGGUGGACUUUAGUACAAAUUCCAAUGAGAACAACACUAUAAACUUCUACAUGCUGGCUUCUCACCAUCACCCCUCUCAUCACCAUCACCACCACCAUACUCACGUGCACAUCAAGUACCCCAUGUCAUGGGAGCAGGAGGUGGGAUAUCAGACACGACAAGUUCGCUGUGCAAGAGGUGACGGCAAAAACGUCAUGCUGAGUCUAUGCACAAAGGACACCUCCCCUCUGACCUACCAGGCAUGUUUGAUGCCCCAAGACUGUCAGACAUCCGAUUGGUCAUCGUGGGGUUCCUGCUCUAAAACCUGCCGGUCCAACGAUCUGUCCCCCGGUUACCGCCUCCGGUUACGGGUCAUGACACAGAUCCCACGUGGUGAUGGGACGCCGUGUCCAGUCCUUGAGGAAAAGGAAGCUUGUAACAUCAUCGGGGAUUUGCUUCCAAAGUGCCCCAGGUACAUGUGGAGAGCCACAGAAUGGGGUGAAUGCCGCAUCCUACCUUUACUGAGCCAGCAGGACCGGAGGCAAAUUAAUGUCAGUAUUCUGUGUGGAGGAGGGAUCCAGACAAGGAAGACCUACUGUGCUCAAGUUCCUGAUGAUUCAGCACCACAUCACAGGAAGGAAGUGUCCAGGCCUGUGAACGCCCAGCUGUGUGAUGGGGAUGAGCCUCCCUUGGCCGUUCAGAACUGCACCAUUCCCUGCCAGCAACCAGGCUUGCUCUCACAGUGGUCAGCCUGGAGUGCCUGUCUACAUGAGGACUGCAAAGACCCUCAAGGCAAGAAAGGUUUCAGACAAAGGAGGAGAGAGGUGUUGUGGGAGUCCAGCGGGACUCUGGAGACUUGCCCUCACCUGAUGGAGUUCAUCCCCUGUGAGGAUCCUGCCUGCUACCUGUGGCAGGUCCAGCAGGAGGGAAGAUGCAUCCCCAUCAAUGGCUCCUGUGGUUCUGGAACUGCAGUCCACAACAUAACCUGUGUCAACACUGAAGGAGAAGUUGUAGCCAGCGCCCAGUGUGUGGAUGACCCUCCACCCACAGAGGAGAGUUGUGAGGUGGCCUGCUCUGCAGACUGUGUGGUUGGCUCCUGGUCCUUCUGGUCGGCCUGCUCGCACAGCUGUGCCACAAAGACCGCUGAGGGCAAACAGAGCCGCACUCGCACCAUUUUGGCCAUACCAGGCACCGACGGCAAAGCUUGUCCAGCAGCUCCAGCCCUGGAAGAGUGGCGAGUGUGCAACAACCAUCCUUGCUCUGUAUUUUACUGGAACGCCUCAACGUGGGGACCCUGUUUCGCUGACGUUAACGCAACAAGCUUCUGGAAUGAGACGUCGGGCUGUACCGUUGGUGUCCAGCGUCGUAAAGUCAGCUGCACGAAGCAGAACGUCGGUCCUGUGGUGAACAAAAGGUGUUUAGAUUCUUCUCGUCCAGAAACGGUUCGACCCUGUUUGCUGCCCUGCAGGAAGGACUGCGUGGUGACCCCGUUCAGUGAAUGGACAGCCUGUCCAUCAACAUGCCUCACAGAUAAUUCCACCGCUGUCUCUCAGUCUCGGUACAGAACCGUCAUCCAGAGGGCCGCCAACGGAGGACAGGAGUGUCCCGACACAGUGUACGAAGAAAGGGAGUGUGACUCAGUUCGUGUUUGCCCAAUUUACAGGUGGAGGAUGCACAAGUGGCACAGUUGUACUCUGGUCCCCGAUUCUGUUAGACGAGGAUUAUCUGGAUCAGGGGAAGCCUGUGGAAAUGGUUUAGAAACAAGAGGAGUCAGUUGCAUUGGGGAGAAUGAGGAACCAGCCAACAUGACAGAGUGCUUGCAGUGGGCAGGCCCCUCCCCCCCUCUAAUCAGAGAGUGCCGGGUAGCUUGCAAGGAUGACUGCACUCUAACUGCAUGGUCCAAGUUUUCUGAAUGUGCUGGAUGUGGCAGCUCGCAAACUCGCAAGCGCUCACUUUUAGGUCGCAGCAAAAAGAAGGAGCAUUGCCUGAAUGAGGACGUGUACCCACUGGAAGAGACGGAGACGUGUCCCUGUGAUGAGUUUUUAUCCCAGCCCUAUGGGAACUGGUCUGCGUGCAUCCUGCCAAAUCCCUCCUCCUACGAGUCUCUGCAGGGCUGGAUGAGUCACCGGGAGCUAAAGGAAUGUGGCCAAGGUCUGCGCUACAGAGCUGUGGCCUGCAUUAACCAGCAAGGACACCUGGUUAACCCUACACUCUGUACAGACACAGGCUACACUGUGGAGGUCUGCCACAUUCCUUGCCCUCUUGACUGCAAGCUCAGUGAAUGGUCUGCCUGGUCAGCUUGCAGUGCGUCCUGUGGCAGCGGGCUGAAGAUUAGAUCCAAGUGGCUUCGGGAGAAAGCAUUCAAUGGCGGACGACCGUGUCCCAAGCUUGACUUGAAGAACCAGGUGUACGAGGCGGUGCCGUGCAAUGGAGAGUGCAUCCAGUACGAGUGGAGGAUCGAGCCCUGGUCCAUUUGUACCAUCAGCACCAUGGACGACCUGCCAGCCUGUGGGGAGGGAGUCCAAAGCCGCAAGAUCAGGUGUGUGAAGAAGGGAGAAACGGGUGGAGAGAACGUUACUGUGGAUGAUGUUCUGUGUGAUCAGGAGGAAACACCGCCCAGAGCUCAGGUCUGCUUAAUAUCCUGCCCCAACGACUGCGUUGUCUCCCCCUGGGGGCCGUGGAGCAGCUGCCCUCUGGAAUGUGACCGUGGAUCCACGAGGAACAGAAGCAGACGCAUCCUCCGCCUCCCAGCGCCCAACGGCACAUCCUGUCCAGAACUGGUCCAGUCAGAACCUUGUGUUCUCAACAGUACCUGUUUCACAUACCGGCACAAAGUCUCAGAAUGGAGUACGUGCCAACUGAGUGGACAUGCUGUGUGUGGUCACGGUUCACGUUCGCGCCACCUGGACUGUGUGCAGAGUGAUGGAAAGGUUGUGGAGCUGCAGAUGUGCAAGCAGUUUGGUUUGAUCAACAAGUUGCAGCUGCUGGAGAGCUGUGCGGUCGACUGUCCUGUCAGCUGUGUGCUGUCUGAAUGGUCGCCGUGGGCGGAUUGCUCCCACACCUGUGGGAGCCGAGGUCACUCGGAGCGCACCCGGAGGAUCCUGCAGGAGGCUCACGAGGAGGGUCGUCCCUGUCCCACCCUUCUCAGCCAGACCAAACCGUGUCCCAUAAGGCCGUGCUAUAUGUGGUUACUGGGCAACUGGUCUCAGUGCACCGUAGAGGGAGCGAAGUGCGGUGAGGGGUUACGGAGAAGGAACCUGACUUGUGUCGUCCAUUGGGGUCACUGGCACGAGUCUCCUCCUCAGCCGGCGGAGAUGGAGCUUUGUGGAGACGUCCUGAAGCGGCAGCUCCAACAGGAGAUGGAGCAGCCGUGCUUCGUCCCAUGCCCAGGAGACUGUCAUCUGACUGAGUGGUCGUCUUGGAGCUCCUGCCAGCUGACCUGCCUGGAGGGGAGGAGUUUCGAGUCUACCGGUCGCCAAGCUCGCUCGCAAGCUGUGAUCAUUCAGGCUACGGAGAACCAGGGCAGCUGCCCACAUCAGGUCUUUGAGACGCAGCCUUGUGAAGGAGGAAAAUGCCACUCUUACCAGUGGAAAACCGGAGGAUGGAACAACAAUGAGAGGGCAGUGUGGUGUCAGCGCUCAGACGGAGUUAAUGUUACAGGGGGGUGUUUCCCGCAGAAACGGCCAACGACACUUCGACACUGCCACCCUCCGUGCACAAAACCGUUCUCGCACUGCACACCGAGCGGAGUGUGUGGCUGUGAGAAGGGCUACACUGAAGUGAUGACCUCGCAUGGUUUUCUGGACUACUGCACUAGAACUCCGGGGGUGGACAACAGCAAGAAAGCCGAUGUGAAAACUAACUCCGGAAGAUUAAAACCCAGACCAUCUCAAGCCAACGACCUCUUCAGUGAGUGGACCUUACGACCUGUUAGCCCAGAUGGGAGAGUAAAGCUGUGGGUUUACGCUGUGACGGUGGUUGGAUUCAUCGUAAUACUCUUCGUUAUUGCGCUGUCGUUCCUAGUCUGUAAUCCGUACAAGACCACGAAGGCGUCUCCACCUCAGAAGCCUUUGACUCUUGCCUAUGAUGGUGACAUGGAUAUGUGACCGAGCUGCCAUACCUCACGUAGACACGCCUGGCUUUGGACAAACUUCUGGCCGUGCUCUGAUUGCUAGCACGUCCCGACCUGUUGAAGGCGGCUCAUGGGCGGGACGGCUGAGCCGAGAGCCAACUGACGAUGAUCACUCGGGGGUGUUUGCUGCUGAUGAGUGAUGUAGCUCAUAUUUUUUGGCUACUGCCAGCUCGAAGAAGCAGAACCAAAGCCAAUCCAAGGGGAGAGUGAGACAUGGACCUCAAGUUUUUAUUUUUAUUUUUAAUAACUGCUUGCGACACGAACACAGUUGAAGCAUCGCUUGCAAAUGACAAAACAAAGACUGGAACAACAAACAAAUCUAUAAGGAUUUCUUUGUGUUUAUUUAUUCAUUGGGGGCUCUUAAUGUCUUGAAGAAAGGCAGAAGAUCCAGAGUCUACCUGGAAUCUUCAAAGGCCCCUUGAGUUUUCCUCAUUAGCUCCGGAUCGCUGUAAAAGGAAGAGUCACGAGCCCUUUGGGUAACUCAGCAGCCCGUCGUUUAUUUAAAUAAUAAACAAGAUGGCUUAUGCACUACGUUAGUGCUGAUUCAGUUGACUUGUUUCUUUCAGAUGACUUUUCUAGUGUUUUAACUGUAAUGCAAGCUUUUGCUGUCCAGUUGUGUGUUGUUGAUGAUGCAAUACGUUUGUGUUUACGUGGAAACCAAAAGCAAGCCUGUUGUUGAGUUUAAGGAUGCAAUGAUGCUGUUAUUUCUCUUUCCUCGUAAGAAACGUGGCCAGAUGAGAAAAUUAGACACUGAUCUCAAAAUGUAACCCGUCACUGAAACAGUUCUGUUCAUAAAAAGAAAUGAAGCUAUUAAUGCAAACCAGCAGCGUAAAGGUCAUACCUCAUGUUCACUUUUUUCACAAGAUGCAAAUCCUAACGGCACUGAUCACCGACUUCAUCCACUUGGUUGCUUAGCGAAAUAAAUGUUUUAGAUUUAUUUUAUUUUUAUUUUGUUAUAAAUGUCCUUGCUUUGCCUGCAAACGUUGAAUUUGCAACAUGAAAUGUUGAAACUACCAAAUUUCCUCGUAGCAGUUUUCAAUCCCGGGUCUUUUUACGCCAGCAUAGAGCUGCCACCCGUGCAAAGAUAAAAUUAGAACGAUAUCACAUUAUGAGGAUAUAAUAGGAUAGAGUCUCACAUCGGGACUAUAUAAUCUCACAUCGGGACUAUAUAAUCUCACAUCGGGACUAUAUAAUCUCACAUCGGGACUAUAUAAUCUCACAUCGGGACUAUAUAAUCUCACAUCGGGACUAUAUAAUCUCACAUCGGGACUAUAUAAUCUCACAUCGGGACUAUAUAAUCUCACAUCGGGACUAUAUAAUCUCACAUCGGGACUAUAUAAUCUCACGUUCUGACAGCAGACAUGUGUAUGGCGUUUGUACAAUGUAAAAGAAAUGUGCCAUAGAUGCCACAAAGGCCAUAAAGAAAUAUCAUCAAAACAAAUAUUUAAAUAAAUAAAUAUAAAAAUUGUAUGGCAACAUGUGUUUAUAUAAUAUCGUACAAAUGCCAUACAUUUGUAUGUUAGAACGUGACUUUAUCGUUCAAAUGUGAAAAUUAUAUUGCAGACUGUAACGAGAAAUAGCUCUAAUUUUAUUUUGCAUGAGUGACAGCUCUACAUCACCGUACUAUUUAUUUAUUUAUUUAUUUAUUAUCUAAAUCUUUCUGUUGUUUCUCUCUCUCUCUCUCUCUCUCUCUCUCUCUCUCUCUCUCUCCCUACAAACGUGCAUCCUUUGCUUAUUUUAAAUGAAACCUCACCAGAAAACUUCUUUUUCCAGUUUUUGGUGAUUGUGGUGCUUGCCAGGUCUGUAAGCGUUAUCUCCUUCUGCCUCCACACAAACUGGUGAUGCUAAAAGGUCUCCUGUUGCCUGACCUCAUUCUGAAUGUACUUAAUCAGUAACUUUAAACUCUUUAUGGUUGUGCAAAUAUGGUUGUUGCAUGUUGCAACAACUCUAUUUCAGCAACUGUCUGUCUGUACGUAGGCAUGCUUGAUUUAUCUUGGCAGAGAGUGCUCCAAGUGGCCUUGCAAAGACUCUGUUUCAUAAGUUGCCAAACAUUUUAGAGUAGUCUCUUCUAGGUGGUGUUUCUAGGGUUGGCCAACAACAAAAAAGCACACAUGGUAAAUGUUGGAUCAAAAACAGUGGAAAGGACCUGCGAGAUCUAGAUAACGUGUGUUAUCUAAUCAGAUUUACAUUAUAACACAAAAGCAGCCGGCAUCAGCUGUAGGAGACAAACUCCGUUGGGUUAUUUCCCAGAAAUCUAAUCUAAAAUGUUCACCCACUGUUUACAUGCUAUUUGUGUUACUAUUGUGUGUACAUGGAGAACUGGACAAAAUGCAAAUAAAUAGUGAAACCAUG
Molecule: messenger RNA, 7842 nt
Organism: Nothobranchius furzeri (turquoise killifish)
Lineage: Eukaryota; Metazoa; Chordata; Actinopteri; Cyprinodontiformes; Nothobranchiidae
Gene: thsd7ba
Product: thrombospondin, type I, domain containing 7Ba
Biological process (GO): actin cytoskeleton organization
Cellular component (GO): plasma membrane
Source: RefSeq, a predicted model, not a curated record